AUGCUGCUUCUGCGCUCCGCUCCCGUGGGGUCCUACGUACACACUGGCGACUUCAGCUGCACCGGAAGCAAUUUGCAGCCGCUUUUGCGGCAAGUGCAGCAGGGGCUACGGCUGCUGCAGCAGCUAGAAGAUCCCGUAGCAGCAACAGCAGCUGCUGCAGCUGCUUCGGAUGAUUCCGUAUCGGGUGCUAGAGAGCGUUCAGGAAACGUCGGGUUUGCUUGGACCCCUGAGAGAGUUGUCGCACAGCAGGAGGAGACCCAUGCAGACGUGCUGUACUUUGACAGCGCUUACCUGCACCCCCGUUUCUCCUUUCUUUCUAAGGAAGACGCUGUUGCCGAAAUGUGCCAACAGGUGGAGGUCACUAUUGAGGGCGUCUUUCAGAUUCUUCGAACGCGACCUGUAAAGCGCCUCCUUCGGGGCCAUCGAAGCCGUAGUCUGCAUGUUGUUGUGGGCGUAGACAAUUUGGGGAAGGAAUAUCUUUUGCAGCAGCUCGGAGAGGCUCUUAGGCCCCCCAUAGGACUUUCUGAGGCCCACUAUGACUCCGCUGCAGCUGUUGCUGCUGUUGCUGCUCAGGCUAAUGACAGCUGCGCAUACAGCAUUGAGGCCUUUACAGUUGGCCUUUAUUGUCCAGUAAUUGGAGCAGUCAUGAGUUGGAUACUUACUUCCACAGGCUGGGGAAGCAGUAGUGACAACAGUACUGCUCCCAGAGAAAUGCCUGCAUGCGGCUGCCCAUGGUCUAAUGAGUCACGGAGCGCAGCUCGGCCAGGUCAUCCACAGGAGCAGCCCUGGCAUCAAGCGAGCCGAGAAGAAAGGGAAAUGUUGGUUGGCUUGUCUGGUGAAGCUAGCCGUGCUGCCGUGUCUUUGUUCGCGGUGCCUCGGCGGAUGCUACUGAAAGUGGUUAGUGCCCUCGAGGCAUCAGGACUACCUGCAUUGGGGCUGCUUCCAUCCGGGCCAAGCUUAGAAAAAGGAAUUCACGAAGGGGAGCUUGCCGCCAGUAGCAGUAACAACGACAGCAAUAGCAGCUGCAGCAGCAGCAGCAACUGUGUUGAUGGACAUCAGAACUACAGAGGAAUUUCACAAGUCGUCGCGAGGACAAGAAAGCUGCCACAGAGAGGGAACCCUAAUAGCAGCAUGCAGACCAACUACCUGGGCACACCUAUCACACUGCUGUUAGAUAGGAUCAGGGCUGAAGAAGUGAUCUUAGCUGUAGGGGUUGAGGACUCUGAGGCGUUGAACACCAUUAAUAGCAACGCAGAACUAGCUGCAUUGGUUGGGUGCUCUGAGGCGUUGAACACCAUUAAUAGCAACGCAGAACUAGCUGCAUUGGUUCGGUGCACCUCUCCGUCAGUUGUUGCCUCAGUAGCUCGCGGCCCCGUAGCAAGAUCAAAGGCUUCAAGUGUCUGUGGAGCCUUCAAUUAUGAUGGAAGAGAGGGUUUGGCCGCCUUCGUUGAAGCUACAGAGGUCCCUACAGUGGUACUAGGCAGCGGUCGGCGAUAUUUUUGCCCCCAUGGAUGCCCACGCAGGUGUCUACGAGGCCCCUGCGCAUGUAUGUGCGGCAAUCGCAACAGCACCGUUCAAUGCUCAGCGGAGGAUUCACGGCGCACGGAGCUAAAGGCCUAUGGCUCACCGAGAGUUCUACCCGACAGCAGGGAACCCGGCGUUCAACCGCAGGCCCAAAUAACUCCUGAGCUAGUAAGGGGGACUGCGGAUGAAACGUCAGUGCUGCCUUUCAGGAAAGUCAGUAGAACUGUUACACGUCUGCGCUUCGUAUCUAGAGCUGAAGCGCCAUGA
Messenger RNA from Eimeria tenella, 1791 nucleotides. RefSeq lists its product as uncharacterized. Gene Ontology annotation, biological process: double-strand break repair via nonhomologous end joining; protection from non-homologous end joining at telomere; interstrand cross-link repair. The transcript is spliced from 2 exons. The coding region runs from base 1 to 1791 and encodes 596 amino acids. Gene Ontology annotation, molecular function: damaged DNA binding; 5'-3' DNA exonuclease activity. Lineage: Eukaryota; Apicomplexa; Conoidasida; Eucoccidiorida; Eimeriidae. The record is from RefSeq and is a predicted model, not a curated record.